Molecule: messenger RNA, 2977 nt
Organism: Lampris incognitus (smalleye Pacific opah)
Lineage: Eukaryota; Metazoa; Chordata; Actinopteri; Lampriformes; Lampridae
Gene: slc5a2
Product: solute carrier family 5 member 2
Exons: 15
Coding region: 249-2255 (668 amino acids)
Biological process (GO): sodium ion transport; transmembrane transport
Cellular component (GO): plasma membrane
Molecular function (GO): D-glucose:sodium symporter activity
Source: RefSeq, a predicted model, not a curated record
GAAUCUGCCCGUUGCCGCUGUUGACCAAAGGUCUUGUUGGCCUGCCUGUCCCCGCCGCCCGGCCCCCAGUCCCUGCGCCACCACCUGCGCCUGCACCAGCUUAUUUGUCUGUAGUCAUUUGCAAACGGCUGCUGUCGUGCAGCGGCAGCCUUGUUAGUGGCUCGUCAGCAGGACCAGUCGGGCAGGGCAGGCGGACUUCCCAACCCCGCUGCGCCCCCUGCAGCAGGCGACGGGUGAAGCUGUGAGCAAUGGAGCAUCCUUCCGUCCAUCCCGGUUUGUCAGGUAAAGACACCAUCAGCAACCCCGCAGACGUCAGCGUCAUCGCCGCGUACUUCAUCGUCGUCAUGGGUGUGGGCGUGUGGUCCAUGUUCCAGACCAACCGUGGGACAGUGAGGGGGUACUUCUUGGCUGGGCGGACCAUGACGUGGUGGCCUGUUGGUGCAUCCCUGUUUGCCAGCAACAUUGGCAGCGGGCAUUUCGUAGGCUUAGCGGGCACCGGGGCAGCCAGUGGCAUCGCGGUGGGAGCCUACGAGUGGAAUGCUCUGUUCAUUGUGCUGUUGCUGGGCUGGCUCUUCGUGCCAGUCUAUAUUACAGCUGGGGUCAUCACGAUGCCCCAGUACUUGAAAAAGAGGUUUGGUGGGACCAGGAUAAGCAUCUACCUGUCAAUCAUCUCUCUGUUCCUCUAUAUUUUCACCAAAAUGUCUGUGGACAUUUUCUCAGGAGCAAUCUUCAUCCAGCAGGCGUUAGGAUGGAACAUCUAUGUGGCUGUCAUCGCCCUCCUCUCCAUCACAGCCUUGUACACUGUUACAGGUGGCCUUGCUGCUCUCAUGUACACCGACACAGUUCAGACCUUCAUCAUCAUUGCUGGGGCCUUUGUCCUAACGGGUUUCUCCUUCGAUAAGGUGGGGGGCUACGGUGCUCUCCUGGCCAGCUACGGCUCUGCCAUGCCGGCUGCGACUGUCUCCCUGGAGCCCCAGCGCUACAACAUCUCCCCGCAGUGCUACACACCCAGACAGGAUGCCUUCAACCUGCUGAGAGACCCUGCCACGGGGGACCUGCCCUGGCCCGGGGUGCUUUUUGGCAUCGCCGUAAAUGGAGGCUGGUACUGGUGCACUGACCAGGUGAUAGUCCAGCGUUGCCUGGCUGCUCGUAGUGUGACCCAUGUGAAGGCGGGCUGCAUCAUGUGUGGCUACCUCAAACUGCUGCCCAUGUUCCUCAUGGUCUUCCCUGGCAUGAUCAGCAGGGUGCUCUAUCCAGAUGAGGUGGGCUGCGUGGUGCCGGAGGUGUGUCAGGAGGUGUGUGGGACCGCGGUGGGCUGCUCCAAUAUUGCCUACCCUAAACUGGUGAUCUCUGUUAUGCCCGACGGUCUGCGCGGCCUGAUGCUGGCCGUGAUGCUGGCGGCGCUCAUGUCCUCCCUGGCCUCCAUCUUUAACAGCAGCAGCACACUCUUCACCAUGGACAUCUGGACGCGCAUUAGACCGCAGGCCAAGGAGAGCGAGCUCAUGGUCGUAGGCAGAGUCUGGGUGCUUUGCAUCGUAGCAGUUAGUAUCUGCUGGAUCCCAGUUGUCCAGGCCGCCCAGAGCGGUCAGCUGUUUGACUACAUCCAGUCAGUUACCAGCUAUCUGGCUCCACCUAUUGCAUCCGUCUUCUUCCUGGCAGUAUUUGUGAAGAGGGUGAACGAAGCGGGGGCAUUCUGGGGUCUAAUGGGUGGCCUGGUGAUGAGCCUGUGUCGGAUGGUCCCCGAGUUCUGGUUCGGUACCGGCAGCUGUCUGUUCCCAUCUAGCUGUCCCAGUCUGGUGUGUGGGGUCCAUUAUCUCUACUUUUCCAUAAUCCUUUUCCUGUGUACCUCAGUGCUGGUGCUGCUAGUCAGCUAUGGUACCGAGCCCAUAAAAGACCAACACCUCUACCGUCUGGUGUUCAGUCUGCGGCACUCCAAGGAGGAACGGCAAGACUUGGACUGGGAGGACGAGGUGAGAGCAAGAAGAGCCCGCAGACGGGCCGAGGACAAGAGAGACAGGACUGAAGGUGACCUAGUGGUUCAGGAAGAGGUCAAGUCUGCUAUCUGUCGCUUGCUUGGCUGGCUCUGUGGUGUGGGUGGUGGCUCUGGUGCCCCUGAGCCCACAGACCAGGAAGGACCUGAGGCAUCAGAACAGCUGCCUGACAUCAGUGAGGACACAGUGUGGAGGCACGCUGUGGAUGCCAACGCCAUCAUAAUGAUGGCUGUGGCGGUCUUUAUGUGGGGUUACUAUGCAUGAGCAGCCAGACUGUCUUGGGUGUUGACUGAAGUGAAAAAGAUGGUGCUUUAAGAUGAAGACAUUUGUUUAUAGUUAUACAUUUAGGUGUGAUUUUUUUUUAAAUGUGCUCUUCCAUGAUAAUCCAAUGAACGGUCGUCACUAAUGAAAUGAGUUCCUUCGCCAUUGUAAAACCACCUGUUGGCAAUGAUGUGGAAUGAACACCUUAAGAUACAAGGUUUGAGAAUGAUGUGUCGAGGCCAGAUAAUGACAAAUUGAGAUUACAUAUCUAAUAAAUCGAAAACCAAAGGCAAGAGGGGCACCUCACCAUUUUCUUCACUUUUAAAUGUAAAUUAGGCUGAACACAAAUAUUUGCCCCAUUGCAAAAAAUAAAUGCAAUGCAAAGCCUCAAAUUACUUAAGUUAGAAUGUCAUUACUGUAUCCUUUCAUAGAUUGAAUUAUUUGCCAGCCUAGUGCAUGGAAACAGACACCCUGCAGAGAGGAAAUCAUCUUUCUGAUGACAAUCAAUGGGGACGAGAAGAGAAUGUAAUAAAAACGCCUUUGGAAAUCAAACUGACUGCAUCCAGACUAUCCUUCCCUUCAACUUUUUGAGCUCCCUCAGAUUUGCCAGCGAAGUCAACGGAGGACACAAAUGAAGAUCUUUGUGUAAUUUCACGGCUGUCCUUCAAUACCUCAAAGAUAUCCGCACUCAUUACUGUGUGAUAAACGUAAAACAAAGCACUUUA